Molecule: messenger RNA, 465 nt
Organism: Loa loa (African eye worm)
Lineage: Eukaryota; Metazoa; Nematoda; Chromadorea; Rhabditida; Onchocercidae
Exons: 3
Coding region: 1-465 (154 amino acids)
Source: RefSeq, a predicted model, not a curated record
AUGAUUGGUAUGGCAAAUAUUUUGGGUGAAAGUGAUCAUUGGACGAAAGAUUUUGUAACACCUUUGCAUACCAUAUUAAUUGGCCUUCCAAAAACUUCUGGUCAACGUAUCAGUAGUUUCGCUAAACGAAUUGAUGAUAUUUGCAAGUUAAAUGCAGAAUUUACGAAUUGUAUAAAUAGCUGUGGCGAUAAAACCACUGGACAUAUAUUAUUGAAAGGUCAAAUCGCCUGGACAAGCAUUUGUGAUGCAUAUCAUUAUAAUACUGGUGAUUUUUUAUCAUUCAUUAUACCAUGUUGGUCAAGGUAUGGUAACAAUGUUGUAACACAAUGUGCAAUGCAAACAUCAAUCUUACAACAUGCUGCAUCAAAUCUAGUGGACAAUGGGAUACAAAUGGUCAACGAGCAUCUUGAUGAUUUAUGCAAGUUCGCAAGAAAAAUUAAAACUUUUGCUAGCAUAUCUAAAUAA